CCGGGGGCGCUGGAGUCACUUUAAGUGUGCGGCCUGGGGCCUGGAGCAAGCCCCGGCUAAAACCUCGGUUUUCCUGCCCCUAUGGGAAGCAAGACCUUAAGGUCCCGGGACCUUCCCGCGCCGCCGGGCGCCGCGGGAGACGUGGCUUCCCACUUAACCUCAGGCUGGGGGCGGGGUUGGCCAGGCCGCGGACGUCACCGGCUGGAUGUGGCGGGUCGCGGGAGAGCGGAGGGUGGAGGCCCAGCGGAAUGGAGGCGGGUUCGGGCGCGGCUCGGAGCGAGGUAGAUCGGCUGCUGUAGCUACCUCGGCGGUGAUCGAAGAGCGGCCGAGCCCCUGGGACCCGUGGCGGAGGCUCCGCGAUCCAAAUGUCCGGCUCGCGGAGCGAGGUGGGCGCACGGCUCGGGGCCACCGCCACGGCUGGCAUGGAGCGGUGGCGGGACCGGCUGGCAUUGGUGACGGGAGCUUCGGGGGGCAUCGGCGCGGCUGUGGCCCGGGCCCUGGUCCAGCAGGGACUGAAGGUAGUGGGCUGUGCCCGCACCGUGGGCAACAUCGAGGAGCUGGCUGCUGAAUGUAAGAGUGCAGGCUAUCCUGGGACUUUGAUCCCCCACAGAUGUGACCUAUCCAGUGAGGAGGACAUCCUCUCCAUGUUCUCGGCCGUCCGCUCUCAGCACAGUUGUGUGGACAUCUGCAUCAACAAUGCUGGCUUGGCCCGGCCCGACACCCUGCUCUCAGGCAGUACCAGUGGCUGGAAGGACAUGUUCAAUGUGAACGUGCUGGGCCUCAGCAUCUGCGCCCGGGAGGCCUACCAGUCCAUGAAGGAGCGCAAGGUGGAUGACGGGCAUAUCAUUAACAUCAACAGCAUGUAUGGUCACCAAGUGUCACCCCACUCCGUGAUCCAUUUCUAUAGUGCUACCAAGUAUGCCGUCACCGCGCUGACAGAGGGACUGAGGCAAGAGCUUCGGGAGGCCCAGACCCACAUCCGAGCCACGGCCUGGCUUCUGACUGGAUGGAGGUGGGGCUCGGCUUGGCCUCUGAGCAGGUCCUCUCUGUUGGUGCAAUGCAUCUCUCCAGAAGUGGUGGAGACACAGUUCGCCUUCAAACUCCACGACAAGGACCCUGAGAAGGCAGCUGCCACCUAUGAACGCAUAAAGUGUCUCAAGCCUGAGGAUGUGGCCGAGGCUGUCCUCUAUGUCCUUAGCACCCCUCCACACGUCCAGGUGAGUCUGGUCUUGACUGCCCCCACCCUGGAAGAGCCUCGCCAUCUCAGAGGAGGACAGCAGGGAGGCCUGAGGGGGUGGGGAGAACGUCCUGGCUGCCUUAAGCCUUGUGCCUUCCAACAGAUUGGAGACAUCCAGAUGAGGCCCAUGGAGCAGGUGAUCUAGUUUCCUGUGGGGCGCUCUGCCUUCCCUCCCUGCCCCUUACAGCUUGGCUCCUGCCUCUGGAUUUUAGGUGUUGAUUUCUGGACUCCUGGAUUCCGUUUCCUCUCCCCACCCCACCAGGGCCUAGAAAACUCGAAGUUUUUAUAUCUUAUCAAAUUGUUCCCAUCACAAAUAUGAACAGUGAGCUGGGGAGAGGAGGUGGUGUCCCUGAUUAUUUUACCUGUUAACUCAUUCUCGGUCCCCUUCUUAUGCUCCGUGGCCUUUGUUUGCUCUCUUCCGUCUCUUCCUUUUGAUCUGGGGAAGGGACUGUGGCCAAAAGUGGGGCUUCCCUCUGACCCUCAGCAGGAAGGUGGCAGAGAGAAGCCCUCACCUUCUAUGGGAGUGGCUAUCCAAAGCUCCAGCCUUCCUCCUCUCCUGGCCCUACUGCUCCCACCGCCCCCUUCACUUCCCCCAUCCCAGUUCUCCAGCCCAGUCUUGGCUUCUUGGCUCCCACCGGGGUGAUCACUCCACACUGUCUAUGGCAGCUGAAUACCCGGGCCUGCCUCCCAAGUGGAUUUCACUGUGAGAAUUAAAAAAGAAAAAUUGCAACAACCUA
Molecule: messenger RNA, 1974 nt
Organism: Mustela lutreola (European mink)
Lineage: Eukaryota; Metazoa; Chordata; Mammalia; Carnivora; Mustelidae
Gene: DHRS11
Product: dehydrogenase/reductase 11
Exons: 6
Coding region: 366-1382 (338 amino acids)
Source: RefSeq, a predicted model, not a curated record